UAUAGCAUGAUGGCGUUUUUCACGCCAGCUAUGUUCGAAGAACAUUCGCAGUUGCAGAUCUUUUUCGAAAAUCAAUAUGAACUGUGCAAACAACAGAAGCAUUACACGCCGAAAAAAUCUGAAGCUGGAGAAAUUAAAGACAGGAAACGAAUUUCAGAACCCAAGGAAGAACCGAAAACUGCCGCUAAAAGACCUUUGGUUUAUUGCAAAUCGCCCAGUGAUACGAAAAACGUAAAAAAUGACCUAAAUUUAUCAUUUUACAAUGAAGCGGCGCUUAAUUUAAGUGGCUUUGAUCAUCCUGCUUCUUGGUAUCGAAAACACUUGACAAAGCACGCGAAAAAUUUCAAUGGACACGAUUUUCAUGACAAAAAUUCUUCGCAAAUUGGUGGUCUAACGCACGAGAAGUACUUGAAACUUUUUACAAAACACGGGAUGCGAUCGCCAUACGAACCGAAUUUGACAAAAGAGGAGAAAGAAGAACGAUUGGAGAUUCGGCGUCUCCAGGAAUUGGUCAAAUCGGAGCAACAGCAAUGCCAACAUGUUUAUGAGCGCAUCUCCAAGAGGACUAGAGGUGAAAAGUACUCGUCGUUUGCGAAAAGUAUCCCUAGUCUGUUCACGCAUCUGCUGAGAAAGCGAGUCGUGGCCAGCUUCGAACGACUACACGCAGUGUACGUCAAAGACAUUGAGUUUGACUUCUCUCAAAUGGUUUUUAGAGCUACAGAUCAACUUGGAUUCCAGCAUCCCGCAGUUAUCCGAGUUGAUGUAAUCUCUUCAUUAUCGCAACAAGCAGAAGGAACAGUCAGCUAUCCGCCACUUACGCAGGCAAAUUUAGCCAAUCCUGUUAUUCUGAACCAGCCGAAUCUUUUCGAUGUCGCGCUACGAAAGGUGGAAAAUUCUAUUCCUCAGAAGGGAGUCAUAAUAAGGCCUGAACAAAUCGGCCAUUUGUAUGUAAAUCAAGACACUCUUUUGAAUAUGAUCGACACGGUCUGUAUCGUAGAUAUCGACAUCCUGACACUACUAGGAAAGUUGCAUUGCUAGUUAAUUAUAAAUUUGACUUGGGUAUUACUUUUUGAAUAUUCAUGCUAAUUUUAUUUUUUCUGCAUGCAAAUUUCAAUUAAAUAAUAAUUUUUGGCUGUUUCUGUCAAAACCAGGGUCAGAUAAUUGAAAAAUUUUAGGCCUAUGUUGACUUCUGAUUCAUCGAACAAAAAUCAUAGAGGUGUCAUGAAUUAGUAUUGAUGAUGUGUCAAGACGAUCCUUGAUUGGGCUGGAGAAAGUUUCAAAAUCCUAACGAUAAAGUUCAUUUAGAAAAAAAACACCAGAUGCGCAUGAUUUUUUUUGAGAGGGAUUUUGCAAGUUGUUCGGCCCUUAAACCCAAAUAGGACACCAUUCUGUUAAAAAUUUCUGCACCGGAGGUAGUUUUUGAAAAAAAAAACGGGCCAAAAAUAACCUUUUUGAGCACUUAUUGAAAGGUUUUGUUGUGACCAAAAAAUUUGCGUUUUUGUCGGAGCGGGUUCGAUUCCAAGUUACUUCAAUUUUUCGCCAAAGGCGCCCUUAGAAAAUUAGGGUUAUUAAGACAUAAAUUGAUGUCGUAAACUAGUACCAAAAUUUGGCCCUUUGUAUAAAUUCGGAAACUAAAUCAGCUGAAUGGAACAAUUUUUGAAUGCUCUUUCCCCCUUCCACUUCAUUAAGAAUGAUAAUGUACAGCUGAUCGACAGUUUUUUUCUAAUUAGCAUGAACUGAUAUUUGUCGUUGCUUAAUUGUAAUAGUUAUCCCGGGGGUAGCUACUUGUUUCGCUGAACAGCCUGUUCUAGCUACCCUGAUGCAGUGAAUGAUUUUGCAGAUUGUACUUUCUUCACUGUCUCGAAUAAACGAUUUGAAGAAAGAAUUGAACAGUUAACCAUAUACGGUUUUUGUACCUCGUAAUGAAGUCCCCCCUCCCUUUGCAAUAGGGGUAAAUUGUUAACAAAAUCUCAUUUUCUUAUAAUUGUUAAGAUUGAGAUUUUUUGGCACGGAAGAUUUUCAAAAAUGCAACUAAGUAUAACCUUUUUCAUGAU
This is a messenger RNA of Symsagittifera roscoffensis, 2054 nucleotides long. RefSeq lists its product as uncharacterized. The coding region runs from base 7 to 1038 and encodes 343 amino acids. NCBI's taxonomy places the organism in Eukaryota, Metazoa, Xenacoelomorpha, Acoela, Convolutidae. The transcript is spliced from 3 exons. The record is from RefSeq and is a predicted model, not a curated record.